AGCAUUUUGCAAAUGCGCAAUGACGUUGUAUCCUACAAUUGUAAAUGUCUUUGUACGAAUGUGUAAAAUGUAAUUGAAAAUUGCAUAGAUGUGCUGUUGUUAAAUGCAUUGGUCGUAAAAUGCGGAACGGUUAACUUUUGCUCAGUUAAAUACAUUCAUACUGUGCAGCUUUGCAGCAUUUAUAUGUAAAAUGCAUGUGUGCAUUGCAGUAAAAGGCAUUCAUGUAAGACGUAUUGAUUGAAAGGCAUUGCUGUAAAAUACAUUGAAACAUUGCUGUAUAAUGUAUUUUUGUAAAAUGCAUCUUGAUUAGUGAUAUUUAAAUUGUUUAGAUUUUCUAAAGUAUGAUCACUAAUGCUUGAUUAGAUAUGUGUUUUCUUUUCAAUAAUACAUAGUUACAUAGAACAAUAUCACACAAAUGUGUUCUUUAUAUAACAAAUAGAUAUUUAGAUUACCAAUGGAGAGACUCACAACUAAAGGCUUGUAAGGAAGGUGGCAUUGUUCUAAGUGACCGUACUUAUUACACAUUGGACGAAAUAAGCCAACAAAUAGCUGUUAAAAGUGAUGUGAUAGAAAACAAAGUUCCAGUCGACAUCAGAAUAAACAAAAUUUCAUGUAUUGAAAGCGUUAUACAUACAAACGAUGAAAAUAGGUAUGUUUGUUACGGGGACAAUACGACGAUACCAAAAUCUGAGGUAUGUAACUAUGACGUAGAUGCAGCGGGUUAUAUGACUGGAUGUAGGUCAGGAAUUCAUCUGCAAGACUGCGAGGAUUUCGUCUGCCCCCCAAAUACAGUUAAAUGUCCAGAUAGUUUUUGCAUUGCUCUUCGUUUUGUGUGUGACGGGAUGGCCCAGUGUCCUGGUGAAGAGGACGAACACAAUUGCUCAUGUGUUAGUGGGGACAAAGAAGUUAUCAUUUUGAUAGAGGAUACAAAACAACAGAUAAGCAGUAAAAGGGCCGCAGCAUUAUUAGCAAAACAAUUCAAACAUGGGAACAAUAAAGUAAGAAUACUUUCUUACCAGGCGAAGACAAGAUUAGACGACUUUCCUCUCAUACAUCGACUGCUAGAAAUACGUGAAGAAAACAUUGAUAGCUUCGACGCAUUAAGUUCCGAUUGCACAUAUAAGACUAUGGCUAGAAAUUUUCUCCCAUCUUUACAGUUUAAAAACGAUGUAGGGAAGUUUCUUAUUUUUAUUGAAGAUAGUGUUGAGUCAUCUACAGUUGCUAGGAUUAUGUUUUCUAAUAUAUAUAGACCAGAAUUUACCAUAUAUCGUGUCAUCAGAAAUUUCAGUUUUUUAACCAACCUUGAUCACACCUACGAAUUUGUAAAAGAUGUACGCAUCAAUAAAUGGAGUUCACUACAUUCGAUAGGAUACAGGCAUUUCCCAGAAAUAUGCAAAGAGGUUUCACAUGUGCCGUGUGCUGGUGGUUUUAGGUGCUUAUCCAGUAAACAAUGUAUACCUCUUCACCAAGUAUGUGAUGGCAUAGUCCACUGUAUGAAUAAAGAUGACGAACAAAUGUGUGGUUUUAGAUGUCAUUAUAAAUGCAAUUGUGUAGACAGCGCGGUUGAUUGCCGAAAAGCUAAUUUAACUAUUUCAGAUAUACAUGACCUGUCAAGGAGAACUCGAAGCGCCGACUUAAGCUAUAACUAUGGAAUAACAGAUAUUUUAUCAAAAGAAAACAUUCACUUUCCUUUCAUGUUGUUCCUUGAUGUGUCAAACUGUCGUAUAGAAGUUGUAAGCAGUAUGGCAUUUUCAGACAUAAACAAUUUAUUGAAACUCAACAUUAGCCACAAUAUAAUAAAAAAACUUUCUGACAACGUAUUUAGAGAUCUUCGACACCUAGUCGAGCUAGACCUUGAUGGAAAUUCAGAAUUAGAAGAAAUAUCUGCUUCAGCAUUUCAAGGUUUACAAAGUAUUAAAACCUUAAGAAUAUCGGGAACGAAAUUAAAGAAAAUCGCAACCUUAACAUUCUCAAAUUUGAAAUUGGAAAGUAUUGAUAUAUCAAAUAAUGAAAUUCGUGAAAUUGAAAAUUUUGCUUUUAAUAAUACGUCGGUUAAAAAGAUCAAUUUUGAAGGCAACAAUAUACUCGAAUUCCAUCAGUUCAUUUUUUCAGAUGUUGUUGCUUUGAUUGAAUUACGUACACCGGCGUAUAAAUUUUGUUGUAUACGACCGUGUUAUGUCAAAGAAAGUAACUGUUAUCCGUCAAAGAAUGAGUUUUCAUCUUGUGACGACUUAAUGAGACAUCCAAUUCUGCAGGCAGUUUUAUGGCUGGUUGGAAUAGCUUCAUUACUUGGAAAUCUCGCAUCAAUUGUCUAUCGUGUUGUAUAUGACAGACAACGACUUAAGAUUGGUUAUGGAAUAUUCGUAACGAAUUUGGCAUCUGCAGAUUUCCUUAUGGGAAUAUAUCUUAUUGUAAUAGCGUUUAUCGAUACUAUUUAUAGAGGCAGGUAUAUUUACAUGGACGACCAAUGGCGAAACAGUAUAUGGUGUACCCUAACCGGAUUUUUGUCAACCGUAUCUUCUGAAGCAAGCGUCUUCUUUUUAUGCCUUAUAACAAUCGAUAGACUCCUUGUUAUCAAAUAUCCUUUUGGACACGUAAGGUUUACACCAAUGAAAGCUUAUAUUUGCUGUUUAAUUUGCUGGAUCAUUGCAGUAUCUCUUGCGGUUAUUCCUAUUAUCCACACAGGCUAUUUCAAGAACAAGUUCUACUCCAGAUCUGGAGUAUGCAUUGCAUUACCUUUGUCACGUGAUAAACCUCCGGGCUGGAUGUAUUCCGUUUCAAUAUUUGUCGGCUUAAAUUUCAGCACAUUUAUCCUUGUUGCAUUUGGUCAGUUGUCAAUCUUCUUAGAACUUCGAAAAUCUAGCAUGGUUGGCAAGAAAACACAGAAAUCAAGAAAAAGAGAUCUACAAGUAGCGAAAAAUCUUAUCCUUGUUGCAACAACCGAUUUCCUUUGCUGGUUUCCAAUUGGAUUAAUGGGAAUACUUUCAUUGAAUGGAUACACUAUUUCUGGAGAUGUAUACGCAUUUACUGCAGUGUUUAUACUUCCUUUUAACUCGGCAUUGAAUCCUUUUCUGUACACACUUUCAGCAAUAAUUGGCAAAAAAAGCUUCAAUCCAAGCCUAGAUGAACAGAGUAGAACAGAAAUGCAGAAAGAGAUAGGUUCAGCUAUCUUGAAUUACACAGAUUUUAGCCGAUCGGUUAUAACUAAACGAGAAAUUGUGCCAGAUGGGAAAACGAGAAGAAUCAAGGAUGUUCUUGAUGACGAUGAAAACAUGUCUGUAGCAAGUGUAACUGCAAUAUCCUAUCACCUUGCUAACUAUCUUAGUCUUCUCCAUGAAUCAAGUGUUGGAAUUGAAGAACUUUCAGAAACUAACACCUUCAUCCCAUAUGGAAAGAAAAAAGCAAAAAACCCAAUCAUAGUCCUUGAUACGAAAAUGACACUUGCAAUCGACGAUCGAAAGAAAGCUGAUAAUAUCUAUCAAUAUGGGUGCCUUUUACGAAAGAUGAUAACAAGAUGUAAGGCAAACGACAAAACAAUUCCGAACGAGGGAAACGUGCAGAACUUAUAAUCCUUGUAUGUAAGAAUAUAAUAUGUUUGGAUUAGGUCAAAUAGUGUGCUGUAUGAAGAAAAGAAUAGAAAUGUACGCCAUUUUGAAGAUGAAAGAAAGAAAUUUCCUUAUAACAAAAACAAUUUUGUUAAAAUUACAUGUCCGAGAUGUUAACGAUUUUGAGUAUGAGUAGUAAGACAAACGUUUAUAAAAAUCAAGACAAGUCGUUCUGAAUUUAUUGUUAGUAUAAAUAUUGUUGUUUAAACUUUACUGUUGUUAUAAACGUGUUUGCUGUUGUUAAGAAAUAAUUGUAGAAAUUAGUGUCACUGACAUUUCUUUUGACAAUAGCUUAAAAGGAAACCUGUGGAAUAUUAUUAAUUUUAUGUCUAAAGUGAUAUUUCUGUCUAAAAUAGUGUUCAUAUUUUUGGUUGUCUAGAACAUCUGUCCGCCUAAAUAACUUGAUUACAAUAAAUAAAUUUAAGAAUUAGUACUUUGAUUAUUCUUUAAAGUAAUUUAUUUAUAAGUAUUAUAUCUAAUAUUUGUUUAUAUCCAAUGUGUUAUUUGCUUUAUGAUUAUAUUGAAAUGAAAAGGAAUACUUGGAUGACCAUUCGAUUAUUGUAUUUAUCAUUGCUUAAUAGUUAAAGUAACCUUUUCAUAUUGUAUCAUUGCAAAGAAUUCAGACCGUUUUUUUGUUAAUUUCACCAAAACGUUUUCGUAAGAAACAAAUUUGCUUUAAAUGAAGACGUGCUUAAUUGCAAAGUAUAAGUAAUACAAUAUGGAAUACACAACCUAUAGACAAUGCAGACAAAAAUACGUCUUGAGUUUGAAUUAUAAAGAAACAAUACUACAAUGUAUAAUUGUAAAUUGAUACUUUUUAAACCGUGAUGAACGUUGAUAUUACUUAAAUGUGUAUACCUAUAUAUUUUCUUUUUGUUGUUGUUGUUUUUAAUAUCGUAAUUGUUUAUAAUAUCUUCGUGAGUAUGAACAACAGUUACUGAUGUUCCAUGUGUUGCUGUUGUUAACAAAAUAUUCAUUAGUGGUUUUUUUUGGUGUCACUGACGUAAAUUUUUGAUUAAAACUAUCAAUUUUUAUAACACGCGAGGUAUUUACGCACGCGUAAAAUGUUUGCGGAGGAACGGUCAUCUGUGCACUACAAACCUUUAAAAUUUAAAAAAGCCGAAUUAAAUGCUACAGAGACGAAUUUCUGUUAAGAUUUGCGCAGUUGUUGUAAUUAAAGGAGAAGCGUUACGACACGAAAAUUCGAUCGUGUCCGUACUAAAAGUACUCGUUUAAUGCUAUGACAGGACGGUUACGCUUAAAUAAAUGCUGUAUAUGCCAGGAAUCUGACACCAUCUGUCUUAUUUAUAUAUUAACAAUGCAGCUCCUAAUGGUUUAUCAUAAUGCCUUGAACAUAUAUCAAUUAUAUCCCGAUUAAGCGAUAUAUAAACUUUGAAUUAGCAAAUGAACAACGAUUAACGUUCAAAUUGUGCAUAAGCGUAGUAUAUAAGGCAUUAAAGGCAUCAGACCCGUUACCAAAUCUAACAAAAAUGAAGCAGGACAUGUGUGACGUCGCUUUCUAUAUUAAAGGCGGCUAUUUAGGUUUUAGAAACUUAAACUAUGUUCUCGCAGCACUUGCAUCUUAAAAGCCAAAAAAAACAAAA
Ruditapes philippinarum (Manila clam) is the source of this 5209-nucleotide messenger RNA. RefSeq names its product G-protein coupled receptor GRL101-like. The transcript has 10 exons. Gene Ontology annotation, biological process: G protein-coupled receptor signaling pathway. Gene Ontology annotation, cellular component: membrane. Gene Ontology annotation, molecular function: protein-hormone receptor activity; protein binding; G protein-coupled receptor activity. Lineage: Eukaryota; Metazoa; Mollusca; Bivalvia; Venerida; Veneridae. The coding region runs from base 726 to 3569 and encodes 947 amino acids. The record is from RefSeq and is a predicted model, not a curated record.